UCUCUGUUCUUCUACUGCAACUCCCACUUGGAUCAAUCACCCACUCCAAUUUCCCAAAAUGGAUCUCUCUCUCCCUAAAUUCCGAUCCCGUCUCCUCGCCUGGCUCUGCAGAUCUCGACCCGGCCCAAUGAUAUUUAUGAAGCGUUUUCCAUACAAAGAUAUAAAGAGAGCUACAGAUGGUUUUCAUAGGAUCAUGUAUACCAACUCUCACAUAGUUGUCUACAAGGCCAGAUAUCAAGAUGGCGGGGUUGCUUUGGUAAAAGAAAUUAGAGAUUAUAGUCAGGCAGAACAUGUCUUCUACAGGGAAAUGCAACUCUUGGGGCGUCUGCAUCAUCGGCAUCUUCUUGCUCUCAGGGGUUUCUCUAUCGGAAAUAAACGGUUGUUAGUGUUUGACAACAUAGAAAGAGGGAGUUUGAAGGAACAUCUUAAUGAUCCCCUUAGGACUCCCUUAAAUUGGAGGACAAGACUACAAAUAGCUGUUGGUGUGGUGGCAGCAUUGGAGUAUCUGCUUCUUUUCAAUGAACCCCCAAUGUUUCAUGUCUCCAUUAGCUCAAGUAACAUCAUGCUAGAUGAAAACUUUAAUGCAAAGCUUUCAGACAUUGGCCUUCAAAGUUCCGGUGAAAAUUAUGUCACAGUGCCUCAUAACUCAUGUCCAAAAGAUUGCAUGGGUCAGGAAUGUGGCAACAUUAUGUUCCAACUUGGGGUGCUGAUCCUGGAGCUAAUCACUGGUCAGUCAUCUGAAAAUGGAGGUGCUGAUCUAGUUCAGUGGAUCCGGGAGUCUCGCUUCAGCAGUUCAAUUGACAAUAUGAUAGAUCCUGAUCUAGGUAAUAGUUACGAUUCUAGGGAGCUCAAAAGUCUUCUAGCUGUAGCGAAGUUGUGUGUUAAAUCUGGAGAUAAGCCAACGACUUCUAUUCUGCAUAUACUCCGCUAUCUCCAGAAAAAAUUAGAUAUAUCUCGUGACUAG
Messenger RNA from Fragaria vesca subsp. vesca, 964 nucleotides. RefSeq names its product probable receptor-like protein kinase At1g49730-like. Gene Ontology annotation, cellular component: plasma membrane. The coding region runs from base 59 to 964 and encodes 301 amino acids. Lineage: Eukaryota; Viridiplantae; Streptophyta; Magnoliopsida; Rosales; Rosaceae. The transcript is spliced from 7 exons. Gene Ontology annotation, molecular function: ATP binding; protein kinase activity. Gene Ontology annotation, biological process: protein phosphorylation. The record is from RefSeq and is a predicted model, not a curated record.